GAACAUGCCGAUCCUAUAACAGGAUACUUAAUGAAAGAGACAUAAAGAACAUCCACUGUACAAUUCAGUUGUUUGUUCACAUCAAAAUACAUACUGUAAUAACUUAUCAGAGGUAUUUUGCAAUUUGAAGAAUGGGUAUUGCAGAAAUUCUUCUGCCUCGCACAUUUCUGUAUAAUUCGUCAGUUUUGAGUAGUUCCGGCACCAGAAAACCAUUACCAACAAAAAUUCUUCAAAAAUGUUCAAAGAUUUCUGUUCAUAGUAUUUCUGUGAAAAAUGGAGAAACAUCUAAGAACCCACUUACAUGGAACUCUAAUAUCAGAACUCGAAUUGAAAAUAAUCAACAUGAAGAAGCUCUGAACCUGUAUUUGUCUAUGCUGAAAGAAAAUAUUCCUCCUGAUGAAUACACAUUUCCUUUAGUUGUUAAAGCUUGUUCUCUUCUUAAGGUGAUUAAAGAAGGGAAGCAAAUUCAUAGCCAUGUUCUAAAGUAUGGAUUUCAUGAUGUAUUUGUUCAGAAUGCUCUCCUGUCCAUGUAUGCUAAAUGUGGGCGUAUAGGGAUUGCUCGAAAGGUGUUCAACGAAAUGAUUGAUCGAAAUAUUGUUUCAUGGAAUUCAAUUAUUGCUGGAUACGCAAAGUGUGCUCCGGGUUUGGAGUUGGAAGCUGUUGCGCUUUAUAUUCUUAUGCUGAAUAGAGGAGUUUGGCCAGAUGCGUCUUCUUUUACCGUUCUGUUUAGUGCUUGCGGGUCGGCUUUAGCUGUUAAAGAAGCUGCCCAGAUUCAUUCUCAUGUUAUUAAGCUUGAGUUUGAGUGCAAUACAUUGAUUAACAAUGGUAUGGUUGAUGCGUACGUGAAGUGUGGGUUAGUAGAUGCUGCAUUUUUGUUAUACAAUAGAACGAAUGAACCGGAAGUGGUUUCUGGCAAUGCUUUGAUGACCGGUUUAAUUAGGAAUGGUGACCUUGAUUCUGCUAAAACAUUGUUUAACAAAAUGGAUGUCAGGAAUGUGGUCUCGUGGAAUGUGAUGAUCUCUGGUUAUGUGUUGAAUGGGUUGUGUAACGAAGCAUUGGAUGCAUUUCGCAGGAUGAAGCUUGAGGGGAUUAGUCCAAAUUCCAGAACUAUUGUCAGUUUACUUUCUGCUUGUUCAUUAGCUGGAUCACUAACUUUGGGACAAUGGGUUCAUUCGUACGGUGACAGUAGAGGUUUGGUUGGUUCUAAUCAACUUGUUAAGUCAGCUUUGGUUAACAUGUACUCAAAAUGUGGGGAUAUUGAAAGUGCUCGACAGGUUUUUAAGAGCAUGGUGAAGAAAGAUGUUGUUUCUUGGGAUGUUAUGAUCGAGGGGCUUGCAUUACACGGGCAAGGAGAGGAGGCUUUAGAACUGUUCCAUGAAAUGCCUAAAGAAGGGGUUAAACCAGAUGAGCUCACCUUCAUUGGCUUGUUGAAUGCUUGCAGACAUGGAGGCUUGGUAGAAGAAGGUUUGAAACAAUUCCAUAGAAUGAGUGUUGAGUUCGGGAUUGAGCCGCAAUUGGAACAUUAUACAUGUGUUGUGGAUCUCCUUGGUCGGUCUGGGCAGUUGAAUGAUGCAUUGAAUAUUAUAAAGGAGAUGCACAUAGCUCCAGACGCCGUUGUGUGGAGUGCAUUGCUUGCAGCAUGCAGAAUGUACAACGACAUGCUUCUAGCAGAAACUGUGGUGGACAAAAUCACGGCUUUGGAUCCAAAAUGCUCCUCAAAUUACGUUAUGAUGUCAAACAUUUAUGCUGGUCGAAACCAAUGGGAAGAAGUUACCAGAGUGAGAAGGAAGAUGAAGAGUAUGGAUACUGAGAAAGAACCAGGUUGUAGUUUAAUCGAGGUUGGGGGAAUAGUGAAUGAAUUCUUUGCAGGUGUUUCUUCUGAUCACCCUCGUUCUAAAGAGGUACUUGAGAAGUUGGAGGAGUUGAUGAAACGGAUCAAAGAUAAUGGCUAUGUUCCUGAUACAGAUCUUGUUUUGCGUAAUAUCCCGCAAGAAGAGAAGGCGAGAGAUCUUUAUUUCCACAGCGAAAAGUUGGCUGUUGCCUUUGGGAUCAUGGAAACUCCUCCAAAUACCCAGAUAAGAAUAGUGGAGAACCUGAGGAUAUGCAAAGAUUGUCAUUCAGCAAUGAAGUUGAUUGCCAAGGUUGAAAGAAGAGAGAUUAUUAUAAGAGACCGUAGUCGGUUUCAUCAUUUCAAGGACGGUCAUUGUUCAUGUCGUGACUUCUGGUAAUUGAAUUGAUCAUCAUGAGGUUUAGUUUAUCGGCUCAUUUUUUUGGUUUUAAGCUGUUGGAACAACUACAGCUCUUCCAUGUAUAAGUUGUGCAACAGAUAAACCCAAUGUUAAAAUCUUAUUUAUUCUGUUAAUGACACCGGAGACUUGGAAUAAAUUCAGUCCCAAGAGUUGUUAGUUCAAGAAACCAGUUUGACACUGUUUGAUCUGGAAAUUAUGUUCUCAACUCAGAUCACCUUAACACCCUGUCAGACUGCACC
Molecule: messenger RNA, 2488 nt
Organism: Papaver somniferum (opium poppy)
Lineage: Eukaryota; Viridiplantae; Streptophyta; Magnoliopsida; Ranunculales; Papaveraceae
Product: pentatricopeptide repeat-containing protein At5g48910-like
Exons: 1
Coding region: 132-2228 (698 amino acids)
Biological process (GO): RNA modification
Molecular function (GO): protein binding; zinc ion binding; RNA binding
Source: RefSeq, a predicted model, not a curated record